Ochotona princeps (American pika) is the source of this 1674-nucleotide messenger RNA. It is a transcript of the gene TTI2, whose product is annotated as TELO2 interacting protein 2. Lineage: Eukaryota; Metazoa; Chordata; Mammalia; Lagomorpha; Ochotonidae. The transcript is spliced from 8 exons. The coding region runs from base 1 to 1458 and encodes 485 amino acids. The record is from RefSeq and is a predicted model, not a curated record. Gene Ontology annotation, cellular component: centrosome; nucleoplasm; cytosol.
AUGGAGCCGGCCGGAGCGAUGGACUCGCCCGGAGCGCAGGCCCUGCUGUCGCCGUCCGCCUUGCCGGGCGCUCUCUCCGACGUUCUGCACCGUCUCUCCGCGCCCGAGGCGCGGCGGGGCCGUGCGGCCCGGGAGCAGGCGCUGGGCGAGCUGGGCGCGCUCCUGGAAGCCGCGGAGGGCGGCCGGCUGCUGGCGGACGACGACGGCAUGGCCGAGCUCCUGGGGCGGGUGGCCCGGGCCCUGGAGACGUGCGCGGCGCCGGCCGGGGAGGAGGAGCGGGGCGGCGGGCAGGCCGAGAGGGCGGCCCGAGCCGGGCGGCUGCUGCUGCGGGUGCUGGGCGCGGCGGGCCGGGCGGGCCUGCGGCACGUGGCGGGGCCCGUGUACCUGUUCGCCGUCACGCACGGCGCCGAGCGGCCCUGGAGCAGCCCCGAGUCCCGCGCCGUGGCGGCCGAGGCGCUGGCCUCGCUGCUCCGGGCCGCCGGCUGCAGCUCCGUGGCCGGCUUCCUGCGCGGGGAGACCGCCGAGGACCGGGGCCGCUUUGGCGGGAUCCUGGGGCUGCUCAGACCCCAGCUGAACAAGGACUCCUGGAAGAAGAACCCGGCCGUCAAGCACAUAUUCUCAUGGACACUGCAGCAGGUCACUCGCCCCUGGCUGAGCCAACAUUUGGAAGGGGUCCUCCCUCCGUCGCUGCUCAUCUCGGAUGAUUAUCAAACUGAGAACAAGAUCCUGGGCGUGCGCUGCCUGCAGCACAUUGUGCUCAAUGUGCCAGCGGCAGAUUUGCUCCAGUAUAACAGAGCCGAGGUCCUGUACCAUGCCAUUUUCAACCACCUGUAUGCACCAGAGCACCAGCUCAUUGAGGCUGUCCUCCCGUGCCUGCUGGACUUAUUCCCCGUCCUUGAGAAAGGCCUGCAGUGGAAGGGAGAGGCGUCCCGCCCCACCACGCACUGUGACGCGGUCCUGCAGCUGGUCCUGACCCACAUGGAGCCUGAGCACCGCAUCCUGCUGCGCAGGACCUACGCCAGAAACCUGCCAGCGUUCGUCAGGAGGCUGGGGAUCCUAACUGUGAGGCACAUGAAAAGGCUGGAGCGAGUCAUCCUUGGCUAUCUGGAGGUCUAUGAUGGCCCAGAGGAAGAGGCCAGACUGAAGAUACUGGAGACCCUGAAACUGGUCAUGCAGUGCACAUGGCCCAGAGUUCCCUGUAGACUUGUGGUUUUUCUGAAGGCUCUCUUGAAGCUCAUAUGUGAUGUAGCAAGGGAUCCAAGCCUUACACCUGAACCUGUUAAGAGUGCCCUGCUGCAGGAGGCCACGGAGUGCCUGAUUAUCCUGGACCACUGCUCGCACGGACAGGUGAAGAUUCUCCUGGCCAAAGUUCUCCAAAGCUGUGAAGACCAUAAGGUGGUGAGCUGUCUGAGAAAAGUGCACCAGGCUUCUGAAGCUGCCCCCCAGCAAGGAACGUAAGACACCCAAGAAGAAAGGGUUUUCUUCCUAUCUCAUGUUGUACAGAUGGAGUCUCUGAUACUGAACAUUGGCCUUGUCAAAAGCGUGAAUGGGGAAGUUGUAGAUGUCGCCGUACUGAAGAACAGGAACACAGGUGGCUUCAAACACUUCUGGACGUUACACUUCAAGUCCCUCUGUCCCAUAAGCUUGCUUUCAGCGAUUUAUGACAGUGUCUGU